Molecule: messenger RNA, 2411 nt
Organism: Euleptes europaea (tarantolino)
Lineage: Eukaryota; Metazoa; Chordata; Lepidosauria; Squamata; Sphaerodactylidae
Gene: EXOC8
Product: exocyst complex component 8
Exons: 2
Coding region: 1-2151 (716 amino acids)
Biological process (GO): intracellular protein localization; exocytosis; Golgi to plasma membrane transport
Cellular component (GO): exocyst
Source: RefSeq, a predicted model, not a curated record
AUGGCGCUGUGUCUGGGCGAGGUGGCGGCGGUGGGCGGGAGCCGGCUGAGGCGGCAGCUGGAGUCCGGCAGCUACGCGGCCGAGGAGUACGUGAAGGUCCUCUCCCAGCAGUCGGACGGCGACCGGGACCUGCAGGAGCACCGGCAGCGCAUCCAGGCGCUGAGCGAGGAGACGGCGCAGAGCCUCAAGCGCAACGUCUACCAGAACUACCGGCAGUUCAUCGAGACGGCCCGCGAGAUCAGCUACCUGGAGAGCGAGAUGUACCAGCUCAGCCACAUCCUCACCGAGCAGAAGGGCAUCAUGGAGGCCGUCGCCCAGGCCCUCCUGCAGCAGGCCAGCACCGCCGACCGCGACGACCCCGCCCUGGGGGGCGCCCGGCGCGCGGCCGCCGACCCCCACGCCAACCCUUUCCUGCCCCUCUCGGCCAAGGACGCCGCUGCGAGCGAGGAGGGCCGGCAGCGGACCCUCACGACCCUCCUGGAGAAGGUGGAGGGCUGCCGGGACCUGCUCCCCGAGAGCCCCGGCAAGUACCUGGUCUACAACGGUGACCUCGUGGAGUACGAUGCGGACCAUAUGGUCCAGGUGCAGAGGGUGCAUGCCUUCCUGAUGAACGACUGCCUGCUGGUGGCGGCCUGGCUGCCCAACCGGCGCGGCGCUUACCGCUACGAUGCCCUGUACCCGCUUGAUGGCCUGGCGGUGGUCAACGUGAAGGACAAUCCGCCUAUGAAGGACAUGUUCAAAUUGCUUAUGUUCCCCGAAAGCCGCAUCUUCCAAGCUGAGAACGCCAAGAUCAAGAAAGAGUGGCUGGAAGUGUUGGAGGAGACCAAGAGGAAUCGUGUCCUCAGUGAGAAGCGAAGGCUGGAACAGGAGGCCCCCUCACGGGCUCCUCCCCCAACUCUACCAGAGGCCACCAAUCCUUUUGAGGUGGAUGAGGAAGAGGAGGCAACUCCAGAAGAAGAGAUGGUGGAUCUGUCUCUAGAAUGGAUUCAGGAGUUGCCUGAAGAUCUAGAUGUCUGCAUCGCUCAGAGAGACUUUGAAGGAGCCGUUGACUUGUUGGAUAAGCUGAAUGAGUAUCUGGGAGAGAAGCGUGUGACACAGCUAGUCAGGGACUUAAGAGCCAAAGUGGACGAAAGAAUCCGGCAGCUCACGGACGUGCUGGUGUUUGAGCUGUCUCCGGAUAGGUCUCUGCGAGGCGGGCCCAGAGCUACACGGCGGGCUGUUUCCCAGCUCAUCCGCUUGGGUCAGUCAACCAAGGCAUGUGAACUUUUCUUGAGGAACAGAGAAGCUGCUGUCCACACAGCCAUCCGACAGUUACGCAUUGAAGGCGCCACUCUGCUGUACAUUCACAAGCUCUGCCAUGUCUUCUUUACCAGCCUGUUGGAGACUGCCAGAGAGUUUGAAACAGACUUCUCUGGCAACAGCGGGUGCUAUUCUGCUUUUGUUGUCUGGGCCCGGUCCGCUAUGAGGAUGUUUGUGGAUGCCUUCAGUAAGCAGGUGUUUGACAGUAAGGAAAGCUUAUCCACUGCUGCUGAGUGUGUAAAGGUGGCAAAGGAACACUGCAAACAGCUCAGCGAGAUUGGCCUGGAUCUGACCUUCAUCAUCCACACCCUGCUUGUGAAGGAUAUCAAAGGCGCUUUGCAGAGCUACAAGGAUAUCAUCAUCGAGGCCACAAAGCACCGUAACUCUGAGGAGAUGUGGCGGAGAAUGAACCUGAUGACCCCGGAGGCUUUAGGGAAGCUUAGGGAGGAGAUGCGGAGCUGCGGCGUGACCAGUUUUGACCAGUACACCGGCGACGACUGCUGGGUGAAUCUUAGCUACACCGUGGUGGCCUUCACCAAACAGACCAUGGCUUUCUUGGAGGAAGCACUCAAACUGUACUUCCCAGAAUUGCACAUGGUCCUGCUGGAAAGCCUGUUGGAGAUUAUCCUUGUAGCUGUCCAGCAUGUUGACUAUAGUUUACGGUGCGAACAGGACCCUGAGAAGAAAGCCUUCAUCAGGCAGAAUGCAUCUUUCCUUUACGAAACUGUCCUUCCUGUAGUGGAGAAGAGAUUUGAAGAAGGGGUUGGAAAGCCAGCUAAGCAACUGCAAGAUCUGAGGAAUGCUUCAAGACUGAUGCGUAUUAAUCCUGAAAGUACUACCUCUGUGGUCUGACGUUUUAACGCCUUGGGUCUUUUCUUACAAAAGAUUGUGUAUAUACAGAAUACAUGUUUAUAUACAUGCAUGUCUAUAACCUUUUUCAAAUUUCUGACCGCACCACAAUCCCCUUUGGCUAAUUAUGCCUUGCAAAUAACUUAGAAGGCAAAGAAAAAGAGGAGGGGUUGAUAUAACUAGGAAUGUAGUUGGAUAAACUACAUGUAGCCCAUUUCCUCUGAAGGUCCUCUUGUGAAAUUUUAGAUUAAGGAAGUCACCUA